UGAUGGCAGACACAUUCGAUCACAGCAUUAUUUCUGUUGGAGAAGAGGAAGGAGUGGGCAAUUUCCAACGUUCUGUUCCAACACAAGAAUCCCUCCGAUUGCCUCGGGGCUCUGUUGUGAGUUUCCAUAACAUCCAGUACUCCGUUAAGCAGUCCAGUGGAUUCCUGUAUAGACGGAAAACUGUGGAAAAGAAGAUCCUUCAUAAUGUUUAUGGCAUUAUGAAGCCAGGCUUGAAUGCUAUCCUGGGGCCAACAGGGAGCGGGAAGUCUUCUCUCCUAGAUGUGCUGGCUGCCAGAAAGGACCCAGCAGGCCUGUCUGGAGAAGUGCUUAUAGAUGGCAUCCCACAGCCUCCAAAUUUCAAGUGCAUCUCAGGAUAUGUUGUGCAGGAUGAUGUUGUCAUGGGCACAAUGACGGUGAGGGAGAACCUGCACUUCUCUGCUGCCCUGCGACUCCCCAGUUCCAUCAGUGUUAAAGAGAAGGAAGAAAGAGUCACCCAGAUAAUCAGCGAGCUGGGAUUAAGCAAAGUGGCUGAUGCUAAGGUAGGAACUGAAUUGAUCCGAGGAGUGUCUGGAGGGGAACGGAAGAGAACCAACAUUGGGAUGGAGCUCAUUACGGAGCCACCAGUCCUUUUUCUUGAUGAGCCAACAACCGGCCUUGAUGCCAGCACGGCCAAUGCAGUCCUCAUCCUCUUGAAGAGACUCUCAAGAAGAGGUCGAACCAUCAUAUUUUCCAUCCAUCAGCCCCGCUAUUCCAUAUUCAAGCUGUUUGACAGUCUGACAUUAUUAGCUUUGGGAAAGGUGCUGUACCAUGGUCCUGCAAAGCAGGCCCUGGAGUAUUUCAGCUCUAUUGGAUAUGAAUGUGAACCCUUCAACAAUCCAGCUGACUUCUUCCUUGAUAUCAUAAAUGGUGAUUCAACUGCUGUGGCAGCAAGCAAGGAAGAUCACAGACCUAUGGACACAGGAAAAGGUGAAUUCAGUGUGGUAGAUGUACUGCACCAGAAAUAUCUCAACUCCAGCUUGUAUCAGAGCACAAAGGAAGCACUGGCGGAAGUGGAGCUUGGACAGGGAAGCAAGCAGAGAGUAUCCAAGCAGGGGCAUGAGAUUACCUAUGCAAAUGGAUUCCUCACCCAACUGUACUGGGUGUCCAAGCGUUCCCUGAAAAACCUUAUCAGGAACCCACAGGCCUCCAUUGCACAAAUUGCAGUGACCAUCAUUCUAGCCUUGGUAGUGGGUGCUAUCUUUUUUGGUGUGAAAUCAGAUCGAAGUGGCAUUCAGAAUCGGGUUGGGUCUUUGUUUUUUGUCACCACGAACCAGUGUUUCUCCAGUGUCUCUGCAAUCGAGCUUUUCAUCAGAGACAAGAAAUUAUUUGUCCAUCAGUACACCAGUGGAUAUUACCGUGUGUCUGCCUACUUCCUGGCCUUGAUGAUAGGAGAUCUGCUGCCCAUGAGAACUGCUCCAGCCAUCAUAUUCUCAUGCAUCACUUACUGGAUGAUUGGAUUCCAAGCUGUUGCAGGUCGAUUCUUCUUCUUCAUGCUGAGCCUCGUACUGGUGUCCUACACUGCCACAGCCAUGUCUCUGGCUAUCAGUGCUGGGAUGGAUGUGGUGGCUGUGGCCAAUCUCCUCAUCACUAUUUGUUUUGUUCUGAUGCUUAUCUUUUCAGGCCUCUUAGUAAACCUCCCUUCUGUAAUGGCCUGGCUGAACUGGCUCAAGUACUUCAGCAUUCCCCGAUACGGCCUCACUGCUCUUCAAGUGAAUGAGUUCAGAGAUCUCUAUUUCUGUGGUGAGAAGAAUCCAAAUGUUACAGCAUCUGUGGGAGAUGCAAGCAGUUGUCCCCCUGAAAUUUCAGGAGAAAUGUGUUCUGGGGAAGCAUACCUGUGCAGCCAAGGCAUCGCCCCUACCGACUGGGCCAUGUGGGAAAACAUAGUGGCUCUCUUCUGCAUGACUGUUAUUUUCCUGGUCAUUGCCUAUGCAAAACUCCGGUUCAUGAGGAAGUUCACAUGAGCCUCCUGUGUUGCCUUGCUCUGCAGCUUCUCCAGUCUUAAAA
Chaetura pelagica (chimney swift) is the source of this 2043-nucleotide messenger RNA. Its product is annotated as ATP-binding cassette sub-family G member 2-like. Lineage: Eukaryota; Metazoa; Chordata; Aves; Apodiformes; Apodidae. Gene Ontology annotation, cellular component: plasma membrane. The transcript is spliced from 15 exons. Bases 3 to 2000 code for a protein of 665 amino acids. The record is from RefSeq and is a predicted model, not a curated record. Gene Ontology annotation, molecular function: ATP hydrolysis activity; ATP binding; ABC-type transporter activity.